UCCGGCCCCGCCCCCAGCCCGUGCUCUUGGGGUCCUGGUCUCUAGGCUCCGGAGGGGUGGGUCGCUCGUUGGCGGGUGCUGGGUUCUGAGCUGGCUCAGCUCGUCGCAGGUGACUACUGGAGCUGACACCCAGCACCGCGGUGGAUCUGCGCGCCCCCUUGCUGCAGCAUCGCCUGGCCGAGCUGCGGAGCUGCACUCGCUGUCCCUGGCGUGCUGUGGCCUCGCCUAGCUCUGCGCUUUUGCUCUCAGAGGUACUGGAGGUCGGAGUCUGCAGGAGGCUGGAGAGUUGGUGCAAGCUACGCGCAUGACAGCUUGAACUUUCUUGGGGAUUCCUCUACCAGCCCGUUAGAUCGUGCCUUGCAUGUCACCAGAUAACAAAAUUAAAUAUUCCCUCCAGUGCCCUUUUGGAUUAUUUUGACUUCUCUCCUUAAAAACUGACGAAAAGACCAACUCCUCCCACUGUCAGGAACUAUCUUGUCUUCAGAGUCUGGGAUAAGGGCUUGCAAAUGAGAAAGCUAUCUAUGUCUCUGCGGUCCUUCCACUUCUAACACUCCCAGAGAAGCUUCGUUUCUACCGUUUUUCUAGUCUUCAGAGAGAUUUCUCCAGAGCAAUGACCUAGAAGACUUGAUCAGUUACGAUUAGAGUGACGUUGUUUCCUGGGCCCCCAAAAUGGCAGCUAAAAUGGAGAUAACUUUGAGUACCUACACUGAGGACACUGACAAGCAAGAGAGACACAUCAUAAUGAAGCUGGAGGAGAAACGUGGAACCCCUCAGCAAAAAUUCGGCCCUGAUCCUGAGCUUUCCCGCCAGAGCUUCAGACACUUUUCUUAUCAGGAGGUGUCUGGACCCCAGGAAGCGCUCUCCCGCCUUCGACAGCUCUGCAGACAGUGGCUGCAGCCUGACCUACACACUAAGGAGCAGAUUUUGGAGCUCCUAGUGAUGGAGCAGUUUCUGGUCAUCCUUCCUCCAGAGAUCCAGGCGCAGGUCAGGCAUCGAUAUCCAAUGAGCGGCAAGGAGAUUGUGACUCUGGUGGAAGAUUUACACAGAGCAUCCAAAAAACCAAAGCAAUGGGUGGCUGUUUGUCUGCAAGGGCAGAAGGUGCUCCUGGAAAGAACAGCAGCUCAGCCUGGAGAACAAGAACUUCCAGACUUUCAGCUCCAAACUCAUAGCAGAGAUAUUCAAGAGAACUCCCUGGAGGAGCCUUCCUGGGAAGGGUCUCAUGCCCAGCUGAGUCCCCGUCAUUGUGAGAAAUAUCCCUUCUACCAGGAACCAGUUCCCAAACUGACUGAGACAGAGGCCUCCAAGAUGAGAAGAGACAAGGAAAACCCACAACAGGAAGGGGCAAAAGGAGCAGAGACACAUGCAGUGUCACCCGCGAGAUCCAAAGUGGGUAGUCUGCACGGCCCUGAGCCAAGACGGGUGAGCACGAGUGAGCCCCGGUUGUCACAGAGGCAGGCCAGAACCCCAAAUGCUCAGAAGGCAUGUGCUCACUACCAGAGGCAUUGCAGAGAACUGGACUAUAUCAGCAGCCCUCUCAGAGGCUACCCACUGAGAGAGUUAAAGAAAAGCAAACGAGGCAGAAGAAGCCUGAACAGUCUUCUGCAGUGUCUUAGCCACCAGGCAGCCCGCGCAGCAAAGAAACCUUACAAAUGCGAUGACUGUGGGAAGAGCUUCACGUGGAAUUCAGAGCUGAAGCGACACAAGAGAGUACACACAGGAGAGAGACCCUACGUCUGUGGGGAGUGUGGAAACCGCUUUGGGAGGCAGUCAACUCUGAAACUGCACCAGAGAAUCCACACUGGGGAGAAACCAUACCAGUGCAGCCAGUGUGGGAAAAGCUUUCGCCAAAGCUCAAAUCUCCACCAGCACCACAGGCUUCACCAUGGGGACUAGACAGGUGCUGGGUGCUUUAGAGGCCCAGGGAAGGGCGACCUAUCUCUCCUUUCCCUUACUUGCAGGUAAAUCACAGAACAAGUGGCCCUUGGGGAGUGAUGGAGCCUGUCUGCAAAGCUGGAUGAUCUGGGUGUUGGGGAAGAACUGCAUUCUUGGCAGAGUGGGGACUAGUUACUGAGAAUAGUUAGGCUGAGCCACAAGUGAUUUUAAUUAAUUUAAUCGAUCCUUAAUUAACUUAUUCUUGUUGCUUUGUCUUAUAUAGUUCUCAUGUGCACUCUUGAGCUAUUCACUAGAAUUUCAAGAAAACGCUCACCGGGGAGACCUCUAAUAGUCUUUCUGCAAUUAACCUUUUUGUUGUUGGUGGUGGUUUUUCAUUAAUUUUUAUUUAUUUUUGAAGCAGGGUUUCUCUGCCCUGGCUGUCCUGAAACUUACUCUGUCGGCCAGGCUGACGUCAAACUCAGAGAUCCGCCUGCCUCUGCUCCCAAGUGAUGUGAUUAAAGGCGUGCGCCACCAAGUGGUAGAUAGCACUUUUAUUAAAAAGUUGUAUUUGAGGGAUUUUUCUUAUAGCAAACUUGAUUUACUUCAGUCCAAGAUACAAGGAAAAGCUCCAGGGAGAAGUAAAUACUGUUCUGGUAGACAGGGGAAUCCUGCCUGUUCUUUCUCAAGUAAGACAUUAGCUUUAAGACUGUGACUGGCAUUUUCGAUGUUUACAAUUGGAUUAUGGUGAUGGCUACACAACUCAGUGACUCCAAGAAAAUUACUGAAAUGGGUUAAUUUAUGAUAAGUACCUGGACAGCACUUUUUAAAUGACAGAACACUAUAUUUAUAUAGUGUUAGUGUUUCAAAACUGGGUUGGGGACACCAUCCUGUGCCAAACUCUUGUUUCCUCAAAGUAGAAAGUAGAACCCAGUCAGUAUCACCCUAGGCAAGGCAUCCUCUUCCUCGGUCAGGCAGACAGGAUGCAUAAUUUGUACAGACAGUAGGAGGUGACCGUUCUUCUGAAGGCAUCAAUACCAAGUCACUGCCUUUAUCUUCAGUAUUCAGCUUGUCCUUACUUCUUCCCCAGCCCGCAUACAAGUACUGGCUGGAGCCUCUAUAGUUCUCCCCACCAAGCACACAUACCCUUCCCUCAAGGCCAGCUUCACUGUUGUCUCUGGGUAACUUCUGAGUCUCAGUCGUGUCUGUGUCUGUUCUAUAGGUGCUGUAACAAAUGACCGCGAACUUGGUGGCUUAACACUAAAAUUUCUCUUGUACGACUGGAAGCUAAAGUCUGGAAUCAGUUUCACUCAGCCAGAAUCACCUUGGGCAGGGCUUUCUUUCCUUUGGAGAGGUGGAUCAGUUUCCUUGACUUUUUCAGCUUCUAGCAGCCUCCGACAUUCUUGGACUCAUGGCUCCUUCAUCCUUAAAGUACAUUUUUUGACUCUCCAUCUUGCCUAACCUUGUCUAACUCUGGCCCUCCUGGAUCUCUCUUAGAAAGAUGCUUAUAUUUGGCCUAGGAGGAUUAUCUCCCCAUCUCAAGAUCCUUAAUAACAUCCACCAAAAGUUCCUUUUGCCAUUUAAGGUGACAUUCGCUGGUUCAGGGAUUAGGAUAUGAAUGUAUGUGGAGGACCAUCAUUUGGCCUACAUACCAUGUCUGUAUAUCUUGGGUCAACUUGGUCACCCAAAGUGGUGAGAAGGAACAUAGAGUUAUUUACAAGGGUUGGCAUAGGGACACUUCCUAGAGUUUUGCGUCUUGGGAUAUUUUAUAGCGCUGUAUAUUUCCUCUCUUCAGAUUAUACAUCAGUCUUUGGGUACCUAUUCGACUGUAGACCUUGAAUUUGUAUGACAAACUCACAGCCAACAUCAUUCUUUUCCCUGACACCACCUUGCCUCCCUGCCUCUAGCCCAGUUUCCCUUUGCAUAGGGCUCACUUCAGACAACUAAUGGGAGUAAGUCUGUGCUCAGAUGUGGCCCCCUCGUCUCCUUUGCCUGUGCAUGCUUCACCAGAGCCUCAGCAACAAGUCUUGACCGACUUUCCUUGCAGCCAGCUUCCUUUUGCAGGACCCCAGAAUAAGAAAACAGCAUUUCUCCCCUCACAUGCAUCGCUUGCUCUAGGCAUGCCGUUGGUCCUGCCUAACAUAUUGGUGUCAGGUUAGGCUUUCAGUGUUUGAUCUCUGAGUUACCCCCAGGGAGACCCAUGGAGAAAAGAAGCAUUGGCAGACAGUGGAGGUCUGUACAUCUAAAGAGCAUUUUCCCAUCCACAGCAGACAAGGUACAAACCAAUCUCACAAUACAACUGUCCCUCUCAAUAACACUGGCAGUGACUCCUCACAGAAUAGACUGUAAAUAUCUCCCUGACUCUUCCUGAAAUCGAAAUGCUUCCUUCUUAUUGCGUCACUGAAGCAUUGCACAUACCAGAAAACUUGUGCGUUUAUAGCACACAGUGCAGUGGCAACAGUAGUAUUCAACGCUGUGCCAGUGUCAUCGUGAGCUCAUGAUAGGGCACUGCCAGUAUCACAAAGUACUCUUAAACGUUAGCAGUCACUCCCCGGUGCCCUCACACCUGCGCCUCUGGAUCCUAUCGUAGGGUCCACACACACUGUAUCACAUGCCAGCACUUUAUUCCUUUUAUUUCCUGGGAGCCUUGCAUUACAUGAAGGGGCAUUGAGCUCAGCCACUGGCUGAUGGACGUUGUAGAACUGCACUUUGGCUGAUGUGAGCAGAGUAAUGCUGCCAUGAACAUUGAUAUUUAAGUUUUUAUGUUUCGUUCCUCUAGUGCACAUGCCUAAAGAUUGAUUUGCUAGGUCAUGUGGUAAUUCUGUUUAACUUUUCUAGGAAACAAUCAAAUGGUUUACAAUGCACAUUUUACAUUUCAACCAGCAGUGUAUAAGGGUUCCAGUUUCUCCACUCUAACAUAAUUUAUUACUGCCUUUUGUUAGUUUGUUUUGAGACAGGGUCUCAUGGCUGGCAUACAACUCACAAUCCUAAGGAUGAUCUUGAACUCUUGAUCCUUCUGUCUCCACCUCCCAAGUGUCAAGAUUAUAGGCAUGUGUCACCAUGUGCAGUGUUCCUGGAAUGUGUCUUGAUUGUUAUCCUAGUCAGUGUGGAGUGUGUGUCAUGAUCUUGACUUUCCUUUUCCCUAAUUAUGUAUUUGUUUAUUAUGUUUAUUUGCUUUGAAGAAAUGGCCAUUCAAAACUCCCCUCCUCCCUGAUGUUUUGAGACAGUGUCUUGCUGUAUAGGCCUAGCUGGCCUAGAACUCAAUAUGUAGAUCAGGCUGGCCAUGAAUUUGAGAUAAUGCUGCCUCUGUUUUCCAAACCUUUUGAGUUUUGUUGUUUCUGAAACAGAGUCUUGCUCUGCAGGAUAAGCUAGCUAGACUUACCUUGAAUUUGCAGCAAUCCUCUUGCCUCAGUCUUGAGUCUUAGGAUUACAGGUAUGAGCCACCAUAACUGUCUCUGUGGCCAGUUAAAAUGGAUUGUCAUUUUUGUUGCUGAGUUGUAAUAAUUCUUUAAAUAUUCUGGAA
Messenger RNA from Myodes glareolus (Bank vole), 5392 nucleotides. RefSeq names its product zinc finger protein 174 (gene Znf174). NCBI's taxonomy places the organism in Eukaryota, Metazoa, Chordata, Mammalia, Rodentia, Cricetidae. The record is from RefSeq and is a predicted model, not a curated record.